Dacryopinax primogenitus is the source of this 1065-nucleotide messenger RNA. RefSeq lists its product as uncharacterized. Lineage: Eukaryota; Fungi; Basidiomycota; Dacrymycetes; Dacrymycetales; Dacrymycetaceae. The record is from RefSeq and is a predicted model, not a curated record. The transcript has 5 exons. The coding region runs from base 1 to 1065 and encodes 354 amino acids.
AUGGAUUCGUCACCAAACUCGACGUUCAUUCCUCCCUCCGUUCCUCUUGUCACGUCUGCCGGGCCUGGCACGGCGGCCAACAGCCUCGUUGGUGGGCUCACUGCCCUCGGCCUGUACGGAUUCUUCUGUGCCUUGUUCGGUCUGAGCAUCCAUAUAUUAUUUCGACGCAGACAAGAACACGUUAACUACUUCCUCUUGACUGCCUCUGUCCUCAUUUUCGUUUUGACCACCCUUGUUACGGUUCUGGAGUGCAAUCGGCUUCUCCUUGGACUUCUGUUCACCCCGCCUGGCCUUACACCCGACAUCUACUUUUCCGGCGCUGGGACAUGGACGUACGCUCUGCAACUCAGUGGGUGCAUGGCCAACAUACUGGUGGCUGAUGCUGUCAUGCUGUACAGAGUUUGGGUGGUGUGGGGAAAGCGUUGGUCCUUCGUGGUGGUGAACGCAAUUCUAUGGUUUGCUACACUAGGGAGCGCAAUCCGUGUUAUCCAGUUGGAAGUUAAUGGAGUUAGGAAUCCUGUCGAUUUCGCAAAUCUACUCCUCCUCGCUCACUGGUCCACUGCUGUGCCGGCUCUCAGCCUCGGGCAAACAGUGAUUGCCACGGCACUCAUUUCUUUCAGACUAUAUCACGUAGAACGUUCCGUCGCUGGUGUCAGUCGCAAAUCGCUAUACCCAAUUAUGCGCAUUGUCAUCGAGUCAGGAGCGAUUUACACGGUUCUCAUGAUCAUUGAAACGGUGACACAAGCUGUGCCCAACGCCAUCUCAGCGUCCCUUCUCUUCUUCCAGCUGAUAUCUCCCUGUAUUGGCAUUACCUUCUCUUUGAUUGUCGUGCGCGUCGGCCUCGGCAUUUCCAAAGGCACUCCAUUGCCUAAAGGCAACGGUGGUUUCUCCUCGAAUUCUGAUCCAAUCAAUUUCUCCGUAAGGCGGACCGGCGAUACGCAAGGAGGUGUUGCGUACGACGAUGCUUCUAUGUUGGAAGAAGGUGACGAGGGGCUGGAAAUGAAAGGACUGGGCUCCUCUGGCAACGCCGUAAAUCGCUACACCAGCCGCAAACUUACCUAUUAG